UCUCAGUGCUACUGUAUUAUAUAAACAAAUCAUUUUCCAUGUUCCUGACUCCUGAGACUUCUGAGUCUGAGCAGGCCGAGCACAAGACUGAUCAUAUAAAUAUGGGCAUCCCUUCUUUCAGUGUCUCCAUGCACCUAGUGCUCUUUUCCAUACUCAUCUACCUAAGCAUUUGGGGUGAAGCAGCUGAAUACCGCUACCAUUUCUGUUCAAACCAAACCACUUUCUCCCCCAAUAGCACCUACCAGUCUAACCUCAACAACCUCCUCUCUUUCCUUAACACAAAUUCCACGCGUGAAGCCGGUUUCUACAACACCACCGUGGGUCAAACUCAAACCCCAGAGAACACAGUUUACGGCCUCUUCCUCUGCCGCGGUGACCUCGCCACCAUUGAGUGCCAAGACUGCGUGUCAACAGCAACCAAAGAGAUUGUUCAGCAGUACUGCCCAGAAGAAAAAGUGGCCGUGGUAUGGUAUGAUGAAUGCAUGUUACGCUACUCAAAUCGAUCAUUCUUCUCCGUCAUGGAAGACGAGCCGAGUAAGAUUCUGUGGAACUUGUUGGAUAUAACAGAGCCGGAUCGAUUCAUUCAGCUAGCGGAAAAAACAUUGAGUGACUUGGUGCCGGGGGCGGCAGCAAAUGCUUCGUCCGGUGCUAAAAGAUUUGGUACCAAAGAAACCAAAUUUACUGACUCGCAAACACUAUACAACCUUGUACAGUGCCUCCCUGACCUAUCCAGCUUUGAUUGCAAUAGGUGUCUUCGGGAAGCCAUAACAAACUUGUCCAAAUCUUUUGGUGGAAAGAGAGGGGGUCGAGUUCUGAAUCCUAGUUGUAACGUUAGGUAUGAAGUUUUCGCGUUUUACCAUGUACAAGCUGCUGCCGCACCGGGACCUGGACCAAAAGGGAAAGGCAAAAGCUCAAAGGUAAUAGCUAUCGUAAUUGCUGUUACAAUUGCUGCCUCUGUGCUGCUAGUCAUUCUGCUUUACUGUUUCCGAAGGAGGAGAGCAAGAAUGAAGUCCAAUGAUAUAAAAGAAGAGAAUACUAAAAAAUCUGAUGGCCUCCUCAAUUAUCAAGCUGCAAGUGAAAUAACAACUGUAGAAUCCUUGCAAUUUGAUUUUGGGACAAUUGAAGUUGCAACAAAUAAAUUCUCAGAUGACAACAAGAUUGGUGAAGGUGGAUUUGGUAAAGUUUACAAGGGUGUGCUACCUGAAGGGAAGGAAGUGGCAGUUAAAAGGUUCUCAAUGAAGUCAUUGCAAGGCUUAGAGGAGUUCAAAAAUGAGGUCAUACUUAUAGCAAAACUUCAGCACAAAAAUCUUGUGAGGCUAUUGGGAUGUGGCAUAGAGGGAGAGGAAAAGUUGCUUGUAUACGAGUUUAUGCACAACAAAAGCCUUGAUAAUUUUAUUUUUGAUUCAAAAAGGAGGUUGCAACUUGAUUGGAAGACUUACUAUGACAUAAUUAAUGGGAUUGCUAGAGGACUUCUAUAUCUUCAUGAGGACUCUAGGCUUAAAAUCAUUCACAGAGACUUGAAGCCUAGUAAUGUGUUGUUGGACCAUAACAUGGUUGCCAAAAUAUCAGAUUUUGGAAUGGCGAGGAUCUUUUCUGAAAACCAAAAUAUAGCUAACACCAAAAGAAUUGCAGGAACAUAUGGGUACAUGGCUCCAGAAUAUGCAAUGGAAGGAAUAUUCUCUGUUAAGUCCGAUGUCUUCAGCUUUGGUGUAAUCUUGCUUGAGAUUAUUAGUGGCAAAAGGAGUAGUGGCUUCUAUCUCACUGAACAUUCGCAGACACUCCUUGCAUAUGCAUGGAGACUAUGGAAUGAAGAUAAAGUGUUAGAGUUCGUGGACAACUUCUUGAUAGAAUCAGGUUCGACAUCAGAAAUUGUAAAGUGCAUACAUAUCGGACUUUUGUGUGUUGAGGAAAAUCCACAAGACAGACCCACCAUGUCAACUGUGAUAGUUAUGCUGGGAAGUGAAUCAAUAGCCCUUCCUGAACCAAAACACCCUGCAUUUUCAGUGGCUAAAUUCAUGCCAAUGGAUGAAAUCUCUGUAAAUGAGCUAAGUUUUUCUACUAUUGUACCAAAAUGAACGCUUACAACUGUACAAGAUUGCCAUUGGUUUUGCAAGAUGGUGAACUUAAUAUUGUACCCUAAAUUUCUAUGAAAUAGGAUAGGAUAUGUAUUGGAAUUUGUGAAGGAAGAUCCAGUUAAUUGAGCAAAUGAUUGUACUGUAAAAACUAAAUGGUUAUUAAAUAAUAAUGUAUUUUGUAU
This is a messenger RNA of Quercus lobata, 2257 nucleotides long. Its product is annotated as receptor-like serine/threonine-protein kinase SD1-6. NCBI's taxonomy places the organism in Eukaryota, Viridiplantae, Streptophyta, Magnoliopsida, Fagales, Fagaceae. Bases 39 to 2075 code for a protein of 678 amino acids. Gene Ontology annotation, biological process: defense response to bacterium; protein phosphorylation. Gene Ontology annotation, molecular function: ATP binding; protein serine/threonine kinase activity. The transcript has 7 exons. The record is from RefSeq and is a predicted model, not a curated record. Gene Ontology annotation, cellular component: plasma membrane.